Messenger RNA from Frankliniella occidentalis (western flower thrips), 2427 nucleotides. RefSeq lists its product as uncharacterized. Lineage: Eukaryota; Metazoa; Arthropoda; Insecta; Thysanoptera; Thripidae. The transcript has a single exon. The coding region runs from base 1 to 2427 and encodes 808 amino acids. The record is from RefSeq and is a predicted model, not a curated record.
AUGUCUAACAAUCCCCCUGCAAAACGUCUCCGAUCGUCCGGUCCACUCGUAAAUCAUCGACCACCUGUGGAGUGUAUUGAAGAAGGCGACUCUGCUGAUGAAGAUGACUUGGAGCCUGAUGCUGGAAAUGAUCAUGAGAGUGACUUUAGUGAUGGUGAACUUGAUGUGUCAUAUGAGCCCCAUGUAACCACAAGAUCCUCAAGUGCAAGUGACAGUGCUCCUGGUGUGUCGAGUUCAAGUGGAAACGUUCGAACUGCAUCUAAAUCAUGUGAUGUUAAUACUGUAGCCGGCAACUUUGUGCUUAGCUUGCAUGAGAAGUGUUUCGUGUCUCAGAGUGAUAGGAAAGAAGUUCUGGAUGACGCAAAACUUCUGGUCAAGGAAGGCAUUAAGAAAUUUGCUGAGAAAGUUGACUCAGCGUUGAAAUCUCAAGGUAGCAAGGUCAGGCUUAACGAUAUACUGAAUGUUGAGAAGUACGCCUCAUCAACAUGCUAUGAUACUUUCAAAAAUCUGGAAACAAAAUCACAACAAGCGAAAUUUUUCAAAGAUACAAUUGGAGUGACAGACGUGAAGAGGAUCCCGCUGGGGAAAGUUCUACUUAGAGGCCGUAAAGGCGGAGUGACUAAAACCAAAGUCAUUGACCAGGAGUUAAUCUAUGUGCCACUAGAAGAAACCGUCGAUAAAAUGAUAAACCACCCAGACUAUAAGUUCUUUGUUGAGAACACUCAAAGUGGCACGUGCAACUCUGAGUAUUUAGACUGCUACAUGAAAGGAUCCCUCGCCAAAGAGAAUAAAAUUUUAAGAGAACACCCUGAUGCUCUUCGCUUUAUAUUGUAUUAUGAUGAUGUUGAAGUUCUCUCCCCUCUCAAGAGCAGAGCUGGAAAGCAAAAGGUUGGAGCAUUUUACAUUUUUCUUGACAAUAUACCUUUGCAAUACAGGUCUUGUCUGAAGGUAAUUUGUUUGCUCGGGCUUGUUAAUGCCAACCUCAUUAAAGGGAAGUAUUAUGGAAUGGAUGCUGCACUUGAGGCAAUUGUUGACAUUCUAAAAAAAUUUGAAGAUGGUAUACAGCUACCCAGUGGUACUAAAGUGUAUGGCACAUUAAUUGCUGUCAUUGGUGACAACUUGGGACAGCACUGCAUGGGUGGUUUUAAAGAAGGAUUUACUGCUACACGAUGCUGCAGAAUAUGUAUGGCAAGAUUUGAAUCAGAGAUAAAAACAAUGACUAAAGAAGAUGAGAAACUCCUUAGAACCAAAGAAGACUACCGGCAGCAAAUUGAUAAGAUUCAGACUUCAAGAGGGAAAAAUGAGAAGUUCAGCACGGAGUACGGUUUAAAUAGGGAGUCAUGUUUAAAUAAAUUGGAUACAUUUCACGUUCUUGAAAAUUUUCCAUAUGACGGGAUGCAUUGCCUGUUAGAAGGGGCCUUAAGUUUGGCUGUGAAGAAAGUGUUAAAACACUACCUCUAUGAUGUCAAGGAAAAGCCUUUCACUUUGGACUGGCUAAAUCAGGCAAUAUUAAGUUUUGAUUUUGAUUAUUCUGAGACAAGAGAUAAAGCAUCAGAACUGAAAGAAGACUUCAUUAAGGAUGAUUCUGUUUCUCUGCAUCAGUCAGCCGCUCAACUUUGGUUACUUGCCACAAUUUUGCCUCUUAUUCUGAGUCCAUUAAUUGACUGCGAGGAUGUCCACUGGACAAACUACCUUGACAUGUUAGAGAUAUGCCGUAUUGUGUUCACAGUGAAAAUUCCAUUGUGGUUGGUAACGUAUCUUCAAGACUUGAUUGACGGGUACCUGUCAAAAUUUAUUUCACUUUAUGGAAAUCUGAUUCCCAAGCAACAUUUUUUAAUACAUUUUCCAAGUCAAAUUUUAAAAUUUGGAAGCCUUAUGAAUUACAUGUGUUUAAGAUGUGAAGCUAAUCACAAAUACUAUAAGAGGUUAAUUUCUGUUUUGACUGCAUACAGAAAUAUCCCCCUCUUCCUUGCCCGACGAGACCAACUUCACCAAGCUUAUCUUUGGAAGAAAACAAUGAGGCAUGAAUCGACAUGUGGACCCCACAAAUCAGUCAGGCUAGAGUUUGCUUACUAUGGAAACUUAGUUCAAGCACCUGGCAAUGAACUUGUAGAAUCAUCAUGGUUGGACUUAAAUGGAGUGAAAUUUAAACCUGAACACUGUUAUGUUGUUGUGGGACUGAAAGACUACCUACCAGUGUUUGCUUUUGUGAAGACUAUCAUUGUGCACCCUCAAGUUGCCUUUGUCUGUCAAGAUGUGAAGACAGUUGGUCGCAAUCUCCAUGCUGGAUGCUUCAUUGUUCCACUCACUAAUGGAAUAUCUGUACAUAGACCAGAAGAUAUGCUAGUCCAUUCAGUUUUCCAUGCCCACAGUUUUGGGAACUACUCUGCUAUUGUUUCCAAGUCAUGUCUAGGAGGACAGCCAUAA